This is a messenger RNA of Cladophialophora carrionii CBS 160.54, 870 nucleotides long. RefSeq lists its product as uncharacterized. The transcript has a single exon. Bases 1 to 870 code for a protein of 289 amino acids. The record is from RefSeq and is a predicted model, not a curated record. Lineage: Eukaryota; Fungi; Ascomycota; Eurotiomycetes; Chaetothyriales; Herpotrichiellaceae.
AUGUCUUUCAUGCUUGACCCACGGGGAGACCUACCCCCACCAACCAUUCAACACAGCUCGUACUAUUACAAUCAAACCCAUACGAGGGGUACGUCUUUCGGACUCUUGAACAAGAAGCCGAAGAAGAAGCAGUGCUAUGACUGGAUCUUCUCUACGGCAUCCAACGUCCACGUCGCAGUCGACCGUACUGCAUUCAAAACCUACGCUGCUUUCAAAUCCUACGUCCUUACUGUGUCCGACCAACGCCAAGUCCCAGUCCGAGGUAUUGGAACAGUCGAAUUGAAACUGAGAAGAGAGCCGGGCAGUCGAGACAAUCACACGAUCAUCUUAGAAAGGGUCUUGCACGUUCCGGACUGGAUCUGCAAUGUUUUCUCCGACGUCUACUUCCUGCCGGCCUCCAAUUACGAGCACACGUGGAUUGAGUCUGGUGUCAAUUUCUUUGUGCGAGACAAGGAGAUAUUGAAGCCUUGGGGUUACACCGACAACUUUUGUGGCCUUGAUCGGUUGGUACUGUCCAAAAACCAUCAAGGACGUAACCCGAUGCUGGAAGAUCCCGACCGAGAAGUGUUUUCAGUCAGUCUGACUUGGCCGCAGAGCCAGAAAGAUAAAUGGGACAAACGCGUUGCUGAAGAAUUAAAGCUGGAAGCCGAACGUCUGGAGAAGACUUCGAAGAAGACACAUGCCGAGGAAGAGACCAGAGUCCUCAAAAGACAAGCCAAGAGCGCUUUGGUCGAGGGCACCAAAUGGAGGUUGGUCCCGGAUGUCUCAAACAGCGAACGGGGAAAGUAUGAGAGCAAGUCCGGUGAGACCAGCGGCGCUCCGAAGAUUCUUCCGCGGGUCUCCAGCUUGUUCGAUCCAAUCAAAGGUUGA